Messenger RNA from Debaryomyces hansenii CBS767, 1560 nucleotides. It is a transcript of the gene ASH1, whose product is annotated as DNA-binding transcription repressor. Gene Ontology annotation, molecular function: sequence-specific DNA binding; zinc ion binding. NCBI's taxonomy places the organism in Eukaryota, Fungi, Ascomycota, Pichiomycetes, Serinales, Debaryomycetaceae. The record is from RefSeq and is a predicted model, not a curated record. Gene Ontology annotation, biological process: regulation of DNA-templated transcription. The transcript has a single exon. Bases 1 to 1560 code for a protein of 519 amino acids.
AUGAGUGUAUUGAAUACAACUAACAUGUUUAAUAAUCAACUUAAUUCGUUUACUUCGGGACAUAUAAAUUCCCGUAGCUAUAAUGAAUUAUCCAGUAAAUUAAAGGCCAAUAUUAAAACUAAUAAGUUAUCGCAGCCAUUGCAACAAUACGCAGAGAAUGAUGUACACUACAUCAAGAAAAGAUCAUACAGUGAUUUAUUAAGGGAGAGUUCCGCAUUUGGUGAUAGGGGCAGCAUUAAGGGUCAGGAUACCAAGAGAUCGAGAACCGCACCACCAUCACCACCAUCGCAGCCAUACGAUACGAACUUCCAAGCCAACGGAGUGCCCCAAUUCAAGUUCAAAAGCAUCAAAACAAACAGCAAUGUGAGAUCAAGAUCGUUAUCACCAAAUAAGAAGUUUGUAACAUGUUUGUCGCCAUGUAACUCACCAAGCUUGCCUAAUACUCCACAUUCGUCGCCAUCGAAGAAGCCUACAUUGCCUAGUAUCUCGACGGUGUUACAGUCGACUCCAAUGACACCAAAGGCCCCUCUUAGAUUGAAGCCUAUUACCCCUACUGUUUCGUUGGAUUAUUUUGACACAUACAAGCCAAACGAUGAAAACUGGAGAUACGGCUUAUUGGACACCAUAAAUAAGGGUCCUAAUCAAUUUAACCUCAACCAAUAUGAUUAUCUCAACAAACACAAGAUUAGCCACACUUCGUCGGUUCCAUCGCCGGUAUUCGUCAAGGACAGACCAAGCUUUAAUUCAAGAAUAAGCUCCAAGAUAAUACAGAACUCCAGUCCAAGAGUCAAUACAUUUGACAAGUCGAACUAUCCUCCAUGUAUACAAGAAAAAGUGUAUUCCGAAAGAAAGAUUAAUUUCCCAUAUGAAUCCAAUUACACCUAUUUAAAUAAGACGUACUUGAAUGAUGUCAAGAAAUAUCCUGAAUAUCUUGAGUUAGCGCAUUCUUUGAUUCAAUUAUCCCAGCCUCAAUCUAAUACUCCAGAUUCUCAUUGUCAACCAAUGACCCCAGUUAACACUAGUAAUAAUAAUUCGGUCAAUGACACUAUAAUAGAACCUAUCUAUCAACAAAACGUGUCACAUUCGGUGUAUCCACCAACAUCAACUCCUCCAUCCUCAACUCGUUUACCAAAUCCUCAGUAUAAUUCAUUUUUAGGUAUAAUUUCAGAAGGGCCUACAACGCCUCCAGCUGAGAAUGAUAAUAAGACUAAAUUCAUCCCUGUUACACCUCCUUCGUCCAAGUGUAAAUCGAGGUCUGAAUUGUUAAAAUCAUCACCAAGACAACAGCAUCAACACGCUCCUCGUGUCUGUAUUUCAUGUGGAUCUGAUCAAUCCCCAUGUUGGAGACCCUCUUGGUCGAUUAAAGAAGGGCAAUUAUGCAAUUCUUGCGGUUUGAGAUACAAGAAAACUUCCGCUAGGUGUCUCAAUGAUGAAUGUAAGAAAAUCCCAGCAAAGGGCGAAUGGUCCUUGAUGCAAAGUAAAGGCAAGUCUGUAUUCGAAGAUGGCUUAGAGGGAUAUAGCUGUUUAGAUUGCGGAUGGAGAGUUGAAGUUAAGAAAUAG